Messenger RNA from Eruca vesicaria subsp. sativa (arugula), 462 nucleotides. The record is from the annotation of a GenBank genome assembly. Lineage: Eukaryota; Viridiplantae; Streptophyta; Magnoliopsida; Brassicales; Brassicaceae.
AUGUGGAAUGGUGAUGGAACAGUUGAGAUCAAUGGCUUUCGAGUUUACUACACAGAGGUGGAAUGUGUAAGGAGAAUCUUUGAAAGACACCCAGAAACAGCUUUAAAUCUUCGUCCAAAGAAUCAGUUGGUGAAGAAUGCGUACAUGAACACCCUUCUCGACCUCAUAGAUAUAGCUUGCUCAGCUCCUCAGGAGCUAACAGAGGAGGAACUAGUAGAUGCUGAGAACACGCUUUUGGAUCUGGUAGGGGUAGGUUUUGAGUUGGAUUGGUUGAAGAAGAAGCUGGAGGAGCUUUGCGUGAAGAAGAAUAAAAUGGAAACACGUGGUGAACACAUGAGAGAACUCGAUAGAAUGAUUGUGGAACAGAGACAAGUGUUGCUUGCGCUUGAAGUUGAACUAAAGAAUGAAGAGAACGAAGCCGUUUCCGACAGUGCCCGAAUUGGUUUUGAGGAUGUUGUUUGA